UGUCAUUCGCUUCGCAGCGGUCGUCGUCGUCGCGCCUCGCGAGUUCGGUGUGUGAAAAACCUUUUUCAACUUUUUUUCUGCUGCUGCCAUUUUGCUAGAAUUUUUCGCUCGCGCGUCGGUUCCUCCAAAACCUCCUCACGCCAAAGAAAUGUCGUCCGGUCGUAACGAGUGCCGCAUCUACGUCGGAAAUCUGCCACCGGACAUCCGGACCAAGGACAUUCAGGACCUUUUCCACAAGUUUGGAAAGGUUACGUUUGUCGAUCUGAAGAAUCGUCGGGGGCCGCCAUUUGCCUUCGUAGAAUUUGAAGAUAAUCGCGACGCGGACGAUGCCGUGAAGGCCCGCGACGGGUACGAUUACGAUGGGUACCGACUGCGGGUGGAGUUCCCCCGAGGUGGUGGUCCCGGGAGUUACCGGGGCAGCCGAGGAAGCACCAGCGGUGACCGCGGUGGUGGUAGUAGUGGCCGCGACCGGGGUGGAAACAACCGUGGCCCUCCGGCACGCCGGUCACAGUUCCGUGUGGUGGUGACGGGCCUUCCGGCGUCCGGUUCGUGGCAGGACCUGAAGGACCAUAUGCGGGAGGCGGGCGACGUUUGCUUCGCCGAUGUGUACAAAGACGGAACGGGAGUGGUCGAGUAUUUGCGCCACGAAGAUAUGAAAUAUGCCAUCAAAAAGCUGGACGAUUCGCGCUUUCGGUCGCAUGAGGGCGAAGUUGCCUACAUUCGUGUACGUGAGGACUCUGGCAACGACGACCGUCGCGGCGGUGGAGAGCACCGCGAUCGGUCAUACUCGCCUCGCAGACGCCGCGGAACGCCAACCUACUCGCCGGUCCAGCGCAGCUUCUCGCGGUCCCGUUCGCGCUCCUUCAACUACUAGAACCCCAUGGGGACGGUCGGAUGACCACCUUUCGGAUCCGGAUUUCCCCGAGUUGGAAUGGAUUCCAAGUAAUUUGAUGAUAAAUAUGUACAUUUAGACAGACGGAAGAGAGGCAAAUCAACUUUCAAACACACAGACACAGAUUUUCCGCGUGACGACCCUCUACACACAAGAGCUGUAGAAACACAAACACACACAUUUUAGUUACGAUGUGAUUGCACCGGCGGGUGCGGUCUAAUUUUAAGGAAUAUUUUAAUCAUUUUAGUACAUUCCUUGCAAAAGAAGUCACACUUGAAAAACACACACAGUUGAGCAAAUUAAGUACGCUGGAAAUUCUAUCGAUCGGAUAUCUCUAACUUUUUUUUGUGUAUAGAUCACACUAAUUAAACUCCCUAACUUUCCGAAACAAUCAGAGCAAGGGUUGAAUCUUGAGUGUAAAGUA
This is a messenger RNA of Culex pipiens pallens (northern house mosquito), 1316 nucleotides long. RefSeq names its product serine/arginine-rich splicing factor 1A (gene SF2). The transcript has 4 exons. Lineage: Eukaryota; Metazoa; Arthropoda; Insecta; Diptera; Culicidae. The record is from RefSeq and is a predicted model, not a curated record. Gene Ontology annotation, cellular component: cytoplasm; nucleus; ribonucleoprotein complex. Gene Ontology annotation, molecular function: mRNA binding. The coding region runs from base 149 to 874 and encodes 241 amino acids.